AGGCUGUCGUUCUCAUCGAUGAUAAGCGAUGCAAGCGCCAAAGAGGAGUUCAGGAACGCAUCUGGGAGUGACGGUGUGCCAAUUGCUUUGGAUGAUGUGCUUUUCAUCUGCAGCCGCGGGGCCUUGUCGCUGGCCGGGCUGGGCCUGAAGCCGCUGCCGCCGGGCCCGAGGCUCACGCGCCCCGAGGCGCCGGCGAAGCGUGCGCGACUGGAGGGUCCCGGAAGCGAGCGCGAGUGGCAAGCGCCGGUGGACCUAACGGGCACGGAGCAAAGGACCCCGCCCGAAGUGGUGCCGGAACCUGUGCCAGGAGCGGAACGCCUGUGGGAUGGCGUGGAUGAUCCGGCGGCAUUUUCUUACGAGUUCGCCGGCUUUCGGCGAAAAUUGCUGAACCGAAUCUAUUUUGCGGACGAGGGCACCUGGGUGAACGGGCGCCGCACGUUUUGGGACGAGUCGCGGUCCGUCUUCAUGUACUGGCAGAGCCAGAACAAGCGCUGGGCCAUGAGCCAGCGCUGGCAGCAUGAGGCCGAUUUGCUCCUGAAGGUGCGCGAUGGACAAAAUGUGGGCUGGGCAUUCUUCCACAAACCUGGGGUGUGGGCAGAGUACUCCGGCGGUGACUGGUGCAAAGUCAACGUAAUUACAGUCAUCAACAGCAAGGGCUCCGAGCAAUCGACGCCCAAACUGGCAGAGCCCAUUGCGGUGCCACUGGUGAGCUUGCCCUUGCCAAGCCUUCGCCUGGCUGCGGCGCCGGCGCCGGUGCCACCGCCGUUCGAGGCUUCAUUCGGAACAAUGACCAGCCAUGCAGAUUUGACUUCGGGGCAGGACACUCCUCCAAUUGUGAUGGCCUUGCCGGUCGAACCAUGCGAGGAGUACCAUGAUGCCUUUGAUCUUCGGACGCCUUGAUGUGGGAGGAGCUUUGCCGGCCAUGGGCCAAACGCCCAGUGCAAUUUUAAAGCGAAGUAGCUUCGAGCCCGGUGCACCUAAAGUCUUCGAAGCCUGGUGCCUGGCUGUGGCCAUUGCAGGGCUCAGAAGGCCCGGGGAGACUCUGGCAGUUGGCCCUGCGAGGGUGCAGCUGUUAGGGGGUCGUGGUUGGCACCAGAUUAGGCGUCGGGCGUCUCCCAUGGCGCCAAGUUUAACCCGGAUUUCUGAAAUCCUGUGACCGCCCUCGGGGAUUCAUGGGCGUCCUGCCGCCCUGCAACCAAGUUGCAGCCAGCAGUCACCGAGCAACGGAUUCGGGGAGA
This is a messenger RNA of Effrenium voratum, 1238 nucleotides long. NCBI's taxonomy places the organism in Eukaryota, Dinophyceae, Suessiales, Symbiodiniaceae. The record is from the annotation of a GenBank genome assembly.